Messenger RNA from Corchorus capsularis, 2934 nucleotides. The record is from the annotation of a GenBank genome assembly. NCBI's taxonomy places the organism in Eukaryota, Viridiplantae, Streptophyta, Magnoliopsida, Malvales, Malvaceae.
AUGCUACAAAAUGAUGCUGGUGAGUGGGUUUUUAGUCAGGAUCUGCUGCGAGCUAUGGUUACGGAAUACUAUAAGUCUUUGUUUUCUGUGGAUUCUAGUGGGGAGUUGCUUCGCUUGGUUGUUCCUUGUCCUAAGCUACCUUGGGACCAGCUUCCGUUACUGGAUGAAGGUGUCAGUCUUGCUGAGGUAAAGAAAGCUUUAUUUCAAAUGAAACCAUGGAAAGCUCCAGGGCAUGAUGGUUUUCAGGCGGGUUUCUUUCAACGUUUUUGGGAGACUACGAGCUCUGCUUUGUGUCAAACGGUGACCGCUGCUUUUGAAGAGGGGAUUUUGCCGAAUACUUUGAGUGAAACUUUGUUAGUACUUAUACCGAAGGUUCCUAAUCCUGAGCAUUUGAGACAGUUCCGUCCUAUUAGCCUAUGUUGUGUGGCUUACAAGCUUAUUACCAAAGUUUUGGUGAAUCGUAUCCGACUGUUACUGCAUGAUCUUGUGGCACCUAAUCAAGUUAGCUUUAUUCCAAGGAGACAGGCUGCUGAUAAUAUAAUCCUUGCCCAGGAAAUAAUUCAUACAAUUCGUCGAUGUAGUAGUAAAAAUGGACUUAUGGCUAUCAAGAUUGAUUUAGAGAAGGCAUAUGAUAGAGUAAAUUGGUCUUUCCUUCGUGAUACACUUCGAGAUUUUGGGUUUUCGGAGAAGUGGACUCGGUUGAUCAUGUUGUGUGUGGAAAGCUCAAGUUUAGCGGUUUUGUGGAAUGGGGAGAAGCUGGACUCUUUUAGACCACAGCGUGGUCUGAGACAGGGUGAUCCUCUUUCUCCUUACCUUUUUGUUCUGUGUAUGGAGCGGUUGGGGCAUUUGAUUGAUAGAGAAGUUCAGAGUGGGGCGUGGAAACCUAUCAAAGCUGGUCGGAAUUGUCCUGGAAUAUCUCAUCUUUUCUUUGCAGAUGAUUUAUUUCUAUUUAGUCGGGCGGGUGAAGCACAAGCUAAUAAAAUUAAAGAGGUGCUUGAUGAAUUUUGUGCGGCUUCUGGAGCGAAAAUUAGUUUUGAGAAAUCUAAGAUCUUUGUUUCCCCAAAAGCUCAUGGUAGCGCUAGUCGUAUGAGUUCUCUGCUUGGUAUUCCGAGUACAAAUGACUUAGGCAAAUACCUUGGAGUGCCUAUCAUUCAUGGACGAGUGACGAAAGCUACUUUUAAGGAGAUUGUUGAAAAGGUGCAGCGGAAGUUAUCAACCUGGAAGUCAAAGCUUCUGUCUUUGGCUGGAAGAGCUACUUUGGUGGGGGCUGUAACAAGCUCGAUUCCUACUUACCACAUGAUGACAAUGCUAAUGCCGAAGAAUGUUACAAGUAUUUUAGAUAGUAUGAAUAACCGUUUUUUAUGGGGAGGAAAUGAGCAUAAACGUGGAGUCCACUUGGUAGCCUGGUCUGAUGUAUGUACUCCCAAGUCCAUGGGGGGGUUAAGUUUACAGCGGAUGGAAUUGCAUAAUAGAGCUUUACUUCAAAAAACAGCGUGGCGUUUCCUCAUGGAGCCGGGUAGCAUGUGGGUUCGUUUUUUGAAAGCCAAAUACGGAAUAGGUGAUGAUAUUUUCAGGUUUUUAGACAACAAACCGAAAGGUUCCCCAACUUGGUCUUCUACUUGGAAAGGUUUGGCUCGGGCUUUCUCCUUUUUGUCUGCUGGUCUAAAAUGGAGGGUUGGUAAUGGUCGUACGGUACGGUUCUGGGAAGAUCCAUGGCUCCUUAAUGUCCCUUUAACUCAUUCUUUGGAUCCCUCCUUUGCUAUAGAAAAUCCUGGUGUUUUGGUGAGGGAGUAUAUAAAUCCCGAGGGUGGAUGGAAUAUGGAUAAAGUUUUUCUUGACUUGCCGGCGGAGGUAGCUUUGAAGGAUGAAGCUGAUGUUGAUGGUGGUUGGGCUUGGUUAUGGAAACUGCCGCUCCCUUCUAGAUGGUUGCAUUUUGUGUGGACAGUGAGAAGAGACCGUUUACUCACAAAUAGUAUGAGAGCAGCUUGGGGUGUGAGUUUUAGUCCGAACUGCAGUCUUUGUAAUGAUGGGGUGGAAUCGGUGGUACAUGUCUUAAGGGAUUGCCGCUAUGCGAGUAUAGAAUGGAGAAUUAUUUUUGCUGUGACAUUAUGGAGACUUUGGACCCGACGAUGUGAUUUCAUCAUGAAGAGUGAAGAUGUUUCUUUGGAGGCAAAUCCUUUGAUUUCAAAUAUUAUGGAUACUGCUAAAGAAGUGAUGACUGCUUUAGUCGAUCCUAAGCCUGCUGCUGCCACCAAUUUUUGUGUGCAGUGGGAGUCACCAAGUGAUGGUACGGUGAAGCUAAAUGUUGAUGGCGCAGCAAAGGGUAACCCAGGGAUUGCAGGAGCCGGGGGUUUGAUUAGAUCCUCGACGGGUGCAUGGCUUAUGGGUUUUAAAUUACACUUAGGAGUGUGCUCGAAUGUGGAGGCGGAACUACAGGCUAUUCGGAGAGGCCUACAACUGGUAUGGGAUUGUGGUUAUAGGGUCCUAAUUUGUGAAUCUGAUGCUUUGGUGGCAAUUGAUUUGGUACGUAAUGGAGAUGUAAUGAUUCAUCCACUAGGAUGUUUAAUUGCUGACAUUAGAAGCUUAUUGAAUAGAGAGUGGCGGUGUACAUUGCAGCAUAUUUAUCGAGAAGGAAAUUUCUGUGCUGACUGGUUAGCGAAUGCUGCAUGUAGCUUGGAUGAAGAACUUGAGUUGAUUGCGAAUCCACCUGAUGAUAUGAGGAUGUUGCUUGAUGCUGAUGCAAGACAACGCCCUAGGCUACGGGGGGAUCGGAGCAAGAGGGAACGCCUAGACGACGUUUUUCUUCCUGGGCUGCACUGGCGAGCGAUCCCAGUUCGCGGCAGAGAACAAGACAGCAAGCGAGCGUACCUUUGUUCGCUUCUUCUCCACCAAGCACGAAAGUUUAAGGAUAACUGUUGGUCGGUGGCUACCUAA